UUCAUAAAUCACUGAAAAGCAACCCUGAAGCAUGAAGGUAGGGCGGCAGUUAUAUUUGGUUUGCACCAAACAUUCAGGACACUCGGGUUAAUUUUAGAGUCCUGAGAGCACGGUUAUUAAAAAAAAAAGCUUUCAGGUUUGUCACAAGGCUUCUAGCAAAAUUCAGGCAUGAUGUAAUGUUCAUCUCUUUCAGAAGUGGUUUCCUUCUUGUCAAAGAGAGCCAAAUCUGCAGUGCUGAGAAUAUUGAUGUCAGCCAAAAUGCUCUGCAUCGUGGUCCGUAGUGUAGCUGGCCUCUUGGUCACCCAUAUGACAUCUUCCCUCUUUUUUUCUCUUGCUCAGUUAGGCCUGGAUUGUGCCCAGUGUUUCUUUCAUCCAUUCUGUUCAGCUGAACUUAAUGUGUUUAGGGAGAUAUAAAGCUCUGCCUCUGCCAAUAAUAUUAUAACCUUUUGAAGCUUUUGUAAUUCUUCAGUUCUUCUGAAAGUUCAGUUUCACGGGCUGAUCUUUUGUUUUAAUGAAUAGAAGCAGUCCAACAGUAAAAUAACUGAUUAUAUCACCUAAUUUAGUGUAUUUAAAACAGUUUUCGACUUCUGUGGAACAUGAGUUUUUAGGCUGUCAUCUGCCUGAUAUUCUCAAUCCUCAAAAAAGUAUCAGGAACAGCAUACGGUACAAUCGCCAUGAAUCUUGACAGGCUUCGUAAAAGAGUGAGACACUACAUCGAUCAGCAGCAGUAUCAAAGUGCUCUGUUCUGGGCUGACAAAGUAGCAUCUUUAUCACAUGAGGAUCCUCAAGACAUUUAUUGGUUAGCACAGUGCCUUUAUUUGACAGCACAGUAUCACAGAGCUUCUCAUGCGCUCAGAUCUCGCAAACUUGACAAGUUGUACGGAGCCUGUCAGUAUCUAGCUGCAAGAUGUCACUAUGCUGCCAAAGAAUACCAACAAGCUCUAGACAUUCUGGACAUGGAGGAAGCAGCCAGUAAAAAAAUAUUGGAGAAGAAUGUAAAGGAGGAUAGUGGCUCAAGAGUAACCGUAAAGGAAUGGGAAAUGUCUCCUGCCUCAAUCAAUAGUUCCAUCUGUCUCCUGCGGGGGAAGAUCUAUGAUGCCAUGGACAACAGACCCCUAGCCAUGUCUAGCUACAAAGAGGCCUUGAAACUGGACGUCUACUGCUUUGAAGCCUUUGACCUUUUGACGUCCCAUCACAUGCUGACCGCCCAAGAGGAGAAAGAUUUCUUAGAUUCUCUGCCCUUAAGUCAACAAUGUACAGAAGAGGAGGUGGAAUUGCUGCAUUUCCUUUUUGAAAAUAAAUUAAAGAAGUAUAACAAACCUAGCGAGAUGGUCGUCCCAGAAAUAGUCAACGGUCUCCAGGACAACUUGGACGUUGUCGUCUCCCUCGCAGAGCGACAUUAUUACAACUGUGACUUUAAAAUGUGCUACUCUCUUACCUCAAUGGUUAUGGUGAAAGACCCGUUUCAUGCUAACUGUUUGCCAGUGCACAUAGGAACCCUUGUUGAGCUAAGCAAAGCAAAUGAGUUGUUUUACCUUUCUCAUAAACUGGUGGAUUUGUAUCCCAGCAAUCCAGUUUCGUGGUUUGCUGUUGGUUGUUACUAUCUCAUGGUUGGGCAUAAAAAUGAACACGCAAGGCGGUAUCUGAGUAAAGCCACCACACUGGAGCGCACAUACGGACCAGCAUGGAUAGCAUACGGUCACUCGUUUGCUGUGGAGAGCGAACACGAUCAGGCCAUGGCUGCGUACUUUACUGCUGCCCAGCUCAUGAAAGGAUGUCACUUGCCCAUGCUGUACAUCGGUUUGGAGUAUGGACUCACUAACAACCCCAAGCUGGCAGAACGUUUCUUUAGCCAGGCCCUCAGCAUUGCGCCUGAGGACCCCUUUGUCAUACAUGAGGUAGCUGUGGUUGCCUUCCAGAAUGGAGAUUAUAAAACAGCCGAGAAGUUGUUUCUAGAUGCUAUGGAUAAGAUCAAGGCCAUUGGAAAUGAGGUGACGGUAGACAAAUGGGAGCCACUCUUAAACAAUUUGGGUCAUGUCUGUCGAAAAUUGAAGAAAUAUGAACAGGCUCUCGAAUACCACAGGCAAGCUUUGGUCCUCAUCCCACAGAAUGCCUCCACUUACUCAGCCAUCGGUUAUGUGCACAGCCUCAUGGGAGAUUUUGAGAGUGCCAUCGACUACUUUCACACUGCACUUGGUCUUAAACGAGAUGACACAUUUUCCGUAACCAUGCUGGGUCACUGCAUCGAGAUGUAUAUCAGCGACUCGGAUGCUUACAUUGGAACUGAUAUCAAAGAAAAAGUGAGAAAGACCCUCAGCACGCCUGCACUGAUGAAGAUGCUCAACACUUCUGCUGACGGCAAUGAGAGCAGAGCACAACCCGUAGAAGAGGUCAACGUGUGCCUGGAAACGCAGUCUUUCAAUGCUGACAAACAAACCGAUGCUUUCCAACGCUUCCUCUUAGAAUGUGACAUGCAUGAGAGCGAUAUGAUGCUGGAGACGUCCAUGUCUGACACCAGCACGUGAUUGAGACCUAUAAAUGGGUCAAAGAGGAACUUUGAGCAUGAGAUGAUAAUAGAAUGUGACACUAAAGAGGACACAACCAACCCACCCUCCCUCCAUCCGCCACCCCUGCCCUGUCCUCCGUGUCGGACCCCUGUGGAUUUUUUUUUUACUAUGAAUAAAUGUAAAGAAGUGAAUGCAAAAGGGUUCAAAUGAUUUCAUCAAUAAACCCCGCAUCCAUAUUUUUUACACAGAUUUGUGUAUUCUCAUUGCUGGUCUAUUAAAACAUCGGUUUUGUGGAUGAGGCUGAGCAAAAUGUGAUAUUUACAUUGCCAAUCAGGCGAUAACAUUUAUCUGCUGACAUUUUAGAAAACCCUGAAAUUAGUCAACCAAAGGAAGUUACUUGCAACAACUUUGAUCAGUGAUUUUAUCAGUCAUCUCAAAUCUGUGUCUGAAGUUGAGAAUGCCCGGUAAUCUGUGCAUUUCUUGUGCAAGUCACCAAAAUCAGCCCACAGAUUUUAUCAGCUUUAUUCUUUUUGGGAAAUUUGUUUUCGUAACGCUUUAUAAAACUUGAAGCUUUGUCCAACCAGAUCAGUAGUGAAAUACAAGAAUAUGAUGAUUAAUAUGAUUUGUGUGAUAACAGUGUACACUUUUGGUCAUUAAAGAUUUUUUUUUUUAAUGUUUCUGAAA
Messenger RNA from Cyprinus carpio (common carp), 3191 nucleotides. RefSeq names its product cell division cycle 16 homolog (S. cerevisiae). The transcript has 19 exons. Gene Ontology annotation, molecular function: protein binding. Gene Ontology annotation, biological process: cell division. NCBI's taxonomy places the organism in Eukaryota, Metazoa, Chordata, Actinopteri, Cypriniformes, Cyprinidae. The record is from RefSeq and is a predicted model, not a curated record. The coding region runs from base 675 to 2525 and encodes 616 amino acids.